GUUGAGUUUAUCGUCGGAGGUACAAUCGAACAUCGAGCAAUUACUCGUAUCGGCAAGGUCGGGCCAGAUAGGGACAUGUGUGUUGUUCGCGAAAGAGCUGCAAAAGCCGCUCAUUGCUUUCGAGUUCAACGCUGCAAGAUGAUGUCCAAAGUGAAAAUCGCCCUGACUGUGUUGUCGUUCGCGAAGCUGGUGUUUGGCGAGGUGCACUACCAGAGCCGGAUCAUGAACCAGAGGGUGGUGCAUUACGAGAACGACUACAUCGACUUCGGGGUCAGGUACUUUGGCGACGAGGGAAUCCCCUACUUGAUACUCAAAGACGAGAUCACAGCCUACAACGACCUGGACAUCCUGCUCUACGCCCGAAUCUACGACCACGCGCCGAACUACCUCGUGAAAGCUCCCCUCAGUCUCUGCAAGCUGCUCCACGACGAGAGCGUCUACGAGGACCAUCCGCUGACCAAACAGUUCAACGUAGCCCAGAUCUUCAACUUUGCCGGGCGAAGCUGCCCCAUCGACUCGCCGAUCGUGCGUCUCUCGCCUUACAUAUUCCCGGCGAACUUCAGCCUCGAGCAGGACAUCGGCUGCGGCUACAUGAACGUCGAGGCGAAGCUGCUGAAGUGCGACGACGGCACCGACGCCAACGGCGAGAGCCACGAGCGCAACUGCGAGACCCUCGUGAAAAUCGUCACCCUCGCAUUUCUCAUGAACGACGCCUGCAGCACCGAUAAGUCCUUCAUCGAGAUGAUAUCCGAUGGUCUGACCGACGGGCCGAUCGUUCUGACUCCCGAUUUCCCGGCGCCCGGCCAGAUCAACGAGGCUUGGAUGCAGAAUAAUAAUGUAGAUCCACACGGUUUUGCAGUGAGCCCGAACAGAUCCGGGGAACUCUGAGGGAAAAACUGACGCGGACGAGGGAGGCGGAAAAAGUUGGGACGUCUUAUCUCGAUUGUCGAUGCAGUGCCUCAAUAAAAGUCCUUCAUAGAAUUACAUAAA
Messenger RNA from Nasonia vitripennis (jewel wasp), 990 nucleotides. RefSeq lists its product as uncharacterized. The record is from RefSeq and is a predicted model, not a curated record. NCBI's taxonomy places the organism in Eukaryota, Metazoa, Arthropoda, Insecta, Hymenoptera, Pteromalidae. The transcript is spliced from 5 exons. Bases 76 to 888 code for a protein of 270 amino acids.